Messenger RNA from Paraphaeosphaeria sporulosa, 2499 nucleotides. RefSeq names its product kinase-like protein. Lineage: Eukaryota; Fungi; Ascomycota; Dothideomycetes; Pleosporales; Didymosphaeriaceae. Gene Ontology annotation, biological process: protein phosphorylation. The coding region runs from base 1 to 2499 and encodes 832 amino acids. Gene Ontology annotation, cellular component: cytoplasm. The transcript has a single exon. Gene Ontology annotation, molecular function: protein serine/threonine kinase activity; ATP binding. The record is from RefSeq and is a predicted model, not a curated record.
AUGGAGGAAGCCUCAGAACUUAGGCCGCUUUCAGCACAGAACUCGCGGAACCUGUCGGAGCUUCAUGAUGCGUACCGCACAUUCUGCGAGUAUGGUUGGCAUCACCUCACCUGGAAGAACUUGGCAUAUACCCUCGCAACAUACCUGAGCGAAUAUUUCAAACAAGAUGCCGACGGCCAACUGUUUCAUACUCGGCCCGACCCAGGACGUAUCCAAUACCUGGCUGAUCUCAAUGUCGAAACCUUUGGGUACCUUACGAAAGAUGCACUUUGGGUACUCUUUCGACGCACUGGCUUUGGCGAGGACUACGAACUGAACUUGGGAGAUCAUCGCCCCUUCCAAACUCCGGCCUGGCAGUACCUCUUAUUGCUGUCCCAAGAUGAUUUGCAAGUUCUCAUCGUGGAUGUCGCGAACAUUCUUCGAGUUCGGACCACAUCAUCGCAUGCAAAUGCAAACAUCCUGAGUCUGACCCCAGACUGGCGACCUACAUUUGGAUCUGAGUACGGCAUCUUUCGGUAUUUCGAAGUGCAGCUGUCCCCGAACGAUGCGGCUUCACUAAGUUACAUUCAGCUUGAAAGACAAGCUGCUCUACAGCCACUUCCGACCCGCAGCAAGAACUUCCUCAGGCGAGCGUUGAGCGUACGGAAUUUGUCAAACAGGAACAAGGCGCAAUCUACAGGGACAGUCGAUAGCGAUUUCCAACCUCGCACGCGAUUUUCAUGGCCUCUUACCGAGAAAUAUCGCCGUCUCUUUCCCCGGAGAAGAAGCGGAACUUCCACGCAGUUGAGCAAUGCCACAAUACGCCCAAAUCAACCGCAAGUGGAUUAUGUGGCGAAUUUAUCCCAGGCGGAGUCUACUGGCUCACCAAGUUCAAGUGCAACGCUCACCCCUGCUAUAUUCGGGCGCCGGAUCGUGAAUGACACCGUCGAAGAAGAGCACUUUUCUGAUGCUGAAAGUAUCAAGAGCACUAAUACCAUGGACUCUCUACUGGACUUCUAUGCCCAAGGCUUGCAGUAUCCGAAAUUUCGGAACGAGGGGCUCGGUAUACCUGACGGUUCCGCCAAAGAAUCGCCCAUUGCCGACUCCCCGACCCUAGCACCAACUUCGGCGCCCAACGUUCCUCUUUUGAGCGCUCUGGAUACCUCCCUAGAUGCGGAUAUAAACAGUGAGAGACCAAUUUCUCCCAUGUCAGGACAUCAGUCUUUCAUUACCGCUAAGACAGUCCCCUCCGAUGGGAUAGCUUCCAGAACAGGUAGCCGAAUGACCAAAAGAUCCAGCCUGGACAGUUUCUUAUCGUUUGAGUCCACGUUUUACGAUCCUCCCAAAUUACCUGUCUCAGAAUAUCAGCGAUUGUUGGAAGAUCAGAACCUUCUCCCAGAACCCGCAGCUGAAACCGACUGGUCCGGUCGUGGACAACAUGCAGAGUUCUCCCUCGCAGAGAGAAACCUUAUUCCACUGCAGGCAGAAAAGCUUAUAGGAAGUACUAGGACUGCUAUAGUGGAAAGUGUCCUAUGCAAGCGAGUCCGAUUGGUGAGAAAAACCAUCAAGUGUACCAGGUGGACCGGAGUCAAACGCGAAGAUGCUCUCAGAGAAGUUCAGCUCCUUUACAGAGCGCAACACGCACAUAUAGUGCGCCUAGUCGGAUCCUACGUGAUUGGACCGGAUCUUGCAAUUCUGACGUAUCCAUGCGCUGAGUGGAACUUGGAACAGUUCAUGAGCUUCGCGCGAACAGCUCACGAAUCCACUAAUAGAUGUGCUUCUGCGCUUCGACAGUUCUUCACCUGCACGGUUAAGGUGUUAGAUUUCUUGCAUUCUUUUCCAAUCAAACAUAUGGACAUCAAGCCACAAAAUCUGCUUGUGCGGGACAUUUCGGGCUCCGGCACCCCAGAAACCACCCAAUAUAAACUAUACUUCACUGAUUUUGGUAUUUCGAAAGCAUACGAGUCUACAGAUGAGUGUGACACUGAGUCUCCUACAUCGUUCACCCGAACAUACGCAGCGCAAGAAGUCGUCAUCCAGGAGAGCAGAGGGUUGUCUGCAGAUAUGUUCUCUUUGGGCUGCGUUUACUCGGAAAUGCUUGCGACAAUUCUUGAUGCGUCUAUCGCUUCUUUCGAGCCUUAUGAUAAGGUGAUCGAGGUUCACUGGGCCGCUCUCCGAGCUGCCCGUCAUACUUCUGAAAAUGGCGUACGCCCGUACCACCGCGCGACUACAGAUAUACAAUCAUGGCUUUACCAACUGCCAAUCGAAAGUGAACCCGAAAUGCUGGCGGUGCGAGAGUGGACAACCGCUCUGCUGAGUAACGAAGCAAACACGAGACCAACGGCACGUCAAAUUGCGAAUGAUCCUCACUUGCCGUUCGCAUGCCGGAGUUGCAACCUGCGGAGGCGGCCAGAAGACUUCGAGGUGGCACAGCCACUUACUCUCACACCACAUCAAGAGUCCCCGCAUCGCUGGGGAAAUUCCACAAAGGAGUUAAUGGAAGUGCCGGCGCUGGCAUAG